This is a messenger RNA of Doryrhamphus excisus (bluestripe pipefish), 567 nucleotides long. The record is from RefSeq and is a predicted model, not a curated record. NCBI's taxonomy places the organism in Eukaryota, Metazoa, Chordata, Actinopteri, Syngnathiformes, Syngnathidae.
CUUCCAGCAGUCAUGGGAGCCUCGCAGGCGCGUCCCGAGAAGAACCAGUACCAGGACCUGGCCCGGAAAACUGGAUUUUCACAGGAACAGAUUAAAAAUCUCCACAAAAGAUUCCGACAACUCAGCGGAAAUGAGGAGACGAUCAGCAGAGGAAACCUGGACAGCGUUGCGGCGCUCGCCAACAAUCCCAUCAAGAAGCAAAUCAUUGAAGCGUUCUUUGACAAAAGGAACCAGCGCCAGGACGAGGUGGGCUCCUCCGAGGAGAUCGGCUUCGAGGAGUUCCUCAUGGUCAUGUCUCACUUUCGGCCCCCGACGCUCAAGACCUCCGAGGAGGAGAGGGAGGCCAUGAGGAAGGAGAAGCUGCGCUUCUUGUUCAACAUGCACGACACCGACAGCGAUGGCACCAUCACGCUCGCCGAGUACAGGAAGGUGGUGGAGGAGCUGCUGUCAAAAAGCGGCAGCAUGGGACAGGAAGCUGCCAGGGCCAUCGCGGACGCCGCCAUGUUGGAAGUGGCGAGCACCAACGUGCCGCACAUGGUAACGUGCAACGACGUCAUGCUAGGCUAG